This is a messenger RNA of Engraulis encrasicolus (European anchovy), 1509 nucleotides long. Its product is annotated as amphoterin-induced protein 2-like. Gene Ontology annotation, cellular component: extracellular matrix. The transcript is spliced from 3 exons. Gene Ontology annotation, molecular function: protein binding. The record is from RefSeq and is a predicted model, not a curated record. Lineage: Eukaryota; Metazoa; Chordata; Actinopteri; Clupeiformes; Engraulidae. Bases 1 to 1509 code for a protein of 502 amino acids.
AUGGGAUUGAAUGGUUGGGAAACACAUCGGGUUGCACACCACCAUGAGGCCUUGGCAUUGCUACUACUCCUCCUCGCUGCCCUCACCUUCACCCCAAACGGAGCCCUCUCCACCCCACCACCAUGCUUUAGCUCCGCUGACAUAUUCAUCUGCCGGGGUCAGAACCUCUCCGCCAUGCCGAACGACCUCAGUGACCUCACAUGGCACCUUGACCUGAGCUUCAACGCGAUCGCCUCCCUGCCCCCCAGCUGGACGUCGCGGCCCUUGCCCAGGCUUCAGGCCCUGGUGCUGGCCCAGAACGCCCUGGUCGCCGUGGCGCCAGGUGCCUUCGUCGACGCCACACCGCACCUCCGCCACCUUGAUCUGUCCUCCAACCGGCUGGAGUCCCUCGGCGAGGGGGCCUUCGUGGGGCUUACAGAGCUGGAGGAGCUGCUUCUGUACGACAACCGGCUGACCCAAAUCGGAAGAGGACGAGCGUUCAAAGGCGUCAGUGGCAGCCUCCGGAGGCUGCAUCUCGGCCGGAACCGAUUGACGGAGUUCCCGUUCUUUGAUCUGUCCUCAAACCUGCUGCGGGACGUCCCUGUCACGUACAUCCUCUCGCUGCCUCCAGAGACACAGGCUGGCAUUUACCUCCACGAUAAUCCUCUUGUCUGCACUUGCGCCGUGACUGCCAUGCUGCAGCAGUGGGUCGAACAGAGGUUCAGGACAAUGGCGAUGGCAAGCUUUCUUCUGGAGGCCCAGGGACUGGGACUACCACUACCAUCCCACGCCCAGGCCCAUCCCCAUCCCCAUCCCUGCCUCAGUGGAAGUGUGAAGGACAGGCUGAACUGCUCACAGUCACACGCGCUGCCCAACUCUACUCACACCACCAGGGGGAUUUAUGAGGCAAUGCUUGGAGAAUCAUUGCUGCUUUCAUGUUUGGAGUCAAUGGAGGACCAGCAGCAGCAGCAGGGGGCAUCGGUGAAGUGGGAUACCCCAAACCAGGUGACCUCGCCUGGGGAGCCGCACAGGCAGGAGCACCUGCUGGUGCACCCCAAUGGAAGUCUACAGAUCCAGACGGUGCGAGAGGAAGAUGCUGGAAGCUACUCCUGUAAGGUGGUCAAUGGGCCACUACGAGGUGCUGCAAGAGUGGUGCAAGUGGUCAUCGUGCGUGACACCACCAACCCCCACGAGAUGACACCAACGCCAGACCGGGGAGGGAGCUUCCACACGGCGUUCACCAUCAUGGCAUGCUGGGUGGUGAGCAUGAUGCUGCUGAUGGUCUAUCUCUACUUCAGUCCCCGCGACCUACGCAAGCGCUGGGGGUCGAGGAGGAACAGUGCUUCCAAGAGGGUGGUGUUCGUGGAGCCCUGGAUGGAGGUGGCUACCCUGAACCAGCAAACACACUUGGCCGCAGCAAGGAAUGGCAGUGGGGUGGUCGCCACUCGAAGCAUUCUGAAGAACGGGGGAAGUUCCACUUCUAGCUCUGUCACGGUGUCUCCUGUUAAAGAAAUAUGCCCGCUGAUUUAG